This is a messenger RNA of Cicer arietinum (chickpea), 3012 nucleotides long. RefSeq names its product AT-rich interactive domain-containing protein 2. Gene Ontology annotation, molecular function: DNA binding. NCBI's taxonomy places the organism in Eukaryota, Viridiplantae, Streptophyta, Magnoliopsida, Fabales, Fabaceae. The record is from RefSeq and is a predicted model, not a curated record.
AUGUCAAAAAAAUAUUUUGGUGAAAUUGGGAGAAGUUGAAAGAAAGGGGAGAAGGUAAGAGAAAUACCCCGAUAGAAGAGGGGCUUAUAUUUUCACAAUCUUUCUCAAACCUUAGUCUUUAUUUUUCGCGCUGUAUUUUUUUCUAAUCAUUUUGAAAUCAUAUACCUCAAAUUCAGCUCCUUGUUUUUUUUUUCUUCUUCAUUUGCAGCAUUGAAAUUCAACAACAGCGUCAGUUAGUUCCACCGCCACAAAUCAAUUGUCAAUAAUUUUCAGGUUUACAAAUUCGAUCUUGAAUUGUAUCUUUCUCUCCACACCAUCAUGAAACCCUUAUUUUCAUUGUUGCCACCUCCAUUUUUGUGAUGUAUCAGUGGUCAGCUACAAAACUUGAUCAUUAGGUAAAUCUGCCAAUAAAACACCAAAUGGUCACAACCCUUUAUACCCUUUUGUUAAUUUUGUGUAUAGUAGUUACAUAAUACAUUACUCUUUCAUUGGUAUAUGUAAAUGUUGUACCUUGGUUACUGUAAAUUGUAUUAUUGUGUUUGUAACAUCAACAUAUACAAAAGGGCAAGCUAGGUUUUUUUCUUUGGCUCCUUUAUUUUUGUGACUGAAAGAGAUCAAUUACUAAGCAUAUAGAAGUAGGGAGUCAAAAGUUCAUGGCAGAAUGGUCAGAAUUUUCAAAAGGGUCUUCCCUUAAUUGCCUUGAACCUAAAACUUUUAGUGCAUUUCGUGGAAACGACGGUUGUCUUGUCGAGGAUGGUGUUGAUAGUGCUGAUCAUGACAAAGCUAAGCAAAAAUCUUUGUUUUGUCAAAUAUUUUCGGUUUAUGUGAAGGAGAAUGGUAGCAGAGGCAAUGUGAGGCCUGUGCCAGCGUUGCUUGGUGAUGGACAGUUGUUAGAUUUGUACCAACUGUUCUCCGUUGUGAAGGAAAGAGGUGGGUAUGAUGCGGUGUCGAGAAAAGGAUUGUGGGAUUCUGUGAUUGCGGAACUUGGUUUGGACCUUCAAGUUUUGUCUUCGGUGAAAUUAGUUUAUGACAGAUAUCUGAGUGAUUUUGAAAGUUGGCUUAGCAAAACUAUUGAAGAGAAGAGUUUCAAAAAUGGGAAUCAUGGGUUGUUUAAGUCGUUGCCAUUAGAUCUAGAGAAAGAGUUUCGAAGCCUUUUAUGCUCAAAUCUAAAGGACAAAAAAGAUGAUGAUUUUGUCGAGUUAGAAUCAAGUAACAUCAUAAAGCACAUUGAUUUGGUUAACCAAAAGAGUGAUGGUUUUUUAUUGGACACCAAAAACCGAAACAACAAAUCCGAGGGUGUCCAACAUGUUGAUGGUGAUGGUGACGAUGAUGAUGAAAAUUUCAGUAAGGGUGUUAAGGAUGAUCUAGCUGCCGCUUGUGUGGAAAUUUCUGGGAAGGAAUUUAAUUCCCGCAAACGCAAACGGGAAGAGUUAUCAGGAAUGGUAAACUGGAUGAGGCAUGUCGCAAAAUAUCCGCUCGAACCUGUAGCUCAGCCAAUACCAGAACCAUCAAAGUGGAAGGAGUAUAAAGGCCAUGGUUUUUUCCCUCAGAUACUGAGGGCAAGAGAUGCUCGGUCGGUGAGAAAGCACACAGAACCAAACAGUGGAUCAUCUUCUCAGAAGGUGAAGAUGCAUCCUGCCAUGUAUGAUGAUCAUGCUGCUCUCGGUCACCACGGUACAUUGAGGGUGCGAUGUAGCGAAAGGCAGCCUGUCUCUGUGAAAUCCCGCUGCUCUUGCUGCACCUCAUCGUGUACUGGCAAUGGAGCUAAAUUGCCCGGUUCCAGCAAUAUAGAGGCAGAAAAAUGUGCUGCGGAGAAAUCAACUGUCAAGCAAGAUACAGUUACCGAAAACAAAAAACCGACGGCCAAACAAGAUGCAGCGACAGAAAAAAAGAAAACAACUGCCAAACCAGUUGUGGCAGCUGAAAAGAAAAAGUCUGAGGCAUCUUGGGAUCGUGCUCGCGAAAAACAAGUUUGUAUAGGUCCUCUUUUCCAAGUAGAAGUCCCAGAAUGGACUGGUGUAGUUUCUGAGAGUGACUCUAAAUGGGUAAGCACACAAGUAUGGCCUGCUAAAGAUGACUCAAAACCUACUACCAAAACAGCUCUUAUUGGGAGAGAAAGACGAGAAAAGUGUGGCUGCAUUGUUCAAGGUUCUGUUGACUGUGUCAGAUUUCAUAUUGCUGAAAAUAGGAUGAAACUGAAGCUUGAAUUGGGUUCUGUGUUUUACCAUUGGAGAUUCGAUCAAAUGGGCGAGGAGGUUUCGCUUCGAUGGACAGCUGAUGAAGAAAAGAAAUUUAAGGAUGCAAUGAAGCUGAAAAUUCCCUCCCAAAACAAAUCUUUUUGGAACAAUCCAUCCAAAUAUUUUCGAAAGAAGACAAGAACAAACAUGAUUAGCUAUUACUUCAAUGUGUAUAUUAUUCAACUAAGAAGCUAUCAGAAUCGAGUGACUCCAAAGAAUGCUGACAGCGACGACGAUGAAGUGGAAUUCGGAUCUUUUGGUGAUGGAUUUGGGAUGAAAGCUAUCAAGCAUCCAGCUAUGGAUGUCAUGGAGUGUUCAGAGAACAAGCAAUACUUUGAUUUUGAAUAGACAAAAUAAUGAUAUGAUAGCUUGAUCAAUGCAUCUUAGCCAUUUUGUGGUUGAGAAAAUCUUUUCUUGGAUCAGACUUGUAUACAACUCUCUUUCUUUCUGCUUUCUCCUUUAUCAGGAAUACAUUCCUUCCCUAGGAGGAAAAUUUUGGUGUAACAUAGAGAUGGAGAAGGUAGGAGAGGAGUGGCUAAUGUGUUGGAACUUGAAGCCACUAUGGACCUGUUUUAGAAGGUGCUAUUAAUUUUGUUGGACAUGGUUAUGUUGUUAAAAUAGCAGUUUUUAAAGUACUUCUUGGAUGUUGCACAGUUGGUGCUGCCAAAACUUUUUUUAAAACAGCUUUUUUGUGCUGUAAAACUAGUCGUUUAGUAGGAGCAAAGGCUUUUAAGUGGUCUUUGACUUUUGAAUAGAACAAUUUUUUUUUAUUCAA